UUAUUAUAAUUGGUAGAGGUCGUCAUCUUCAUAAACAAUAAACACCUCGUGGAAACUAAAAUUAUUUUUUCCAUCCACAAGUACAUAGCGUAUUAGCUAUGUCUGCAGAGCCGGGUGAUACUACAGCAGUGUUCUCCAAGAUGGAGUUUGCUGUUCAGAUGACGUGUGAGGCUUGUGCCCAACUAGUGUACUCCAAGCUCAACCCAGUAGCUGGUGUUCGGAGUGUGUAUGUGGAUGUAUCUAAUGAGUUGGUCUUGGUGGAGAGUUGUCUACUCUCGUGUAGAGUGCAGGCCCUACUGGAGGAGACAGGACGUCUGGUAGUCUUCAGGGGAUUCGGAGGAACUGGAACUGGACAAAACAGUAGCCCUCCCUCUCAUCAUGGAGCGGCUGUGGUGGCCCUCAGAGGAGUGUGUGAGAGUGUGGGACUAGUGAGGAUGGUGCAGGUGACCAAGGAGACUUGUCUGAUUGAGGCCACUAUUGAUGGACUGGUUACAAUGCCCCACCAGAUAUCAGUACACCAGUAUGGAGACAUGUCAGAGGGUGGACACAGUUGUGGGGAGGUGGUCCCUGGUGGAGAGCUGGGGAGUGUGACACCUGAUGACACUGGGAGAGCCACUCUGCACACCACUUCAGCCACACUCAAGGUCUGGGAUCUGAUAGGACGCUCUGUGGUGGUCUACUGUGUACAGGAGGAUGGUUCCUUUGAGUGGGUGCUCAGUGGAGUGGUGGCAAGGUCAGCAGGUCUCUUCCAAAACACCAAGACACUCUGCACUUGUGAAGGAGUCACUAUCUGGGACGAGGCUAGGAAAGCAAAACAAUCAACAAACAAUCAUGUGUAGUUUUGUGUACAGUAUUAUUUUUAUCUUGAUAUUAGAGGCUAUACUGGUUUCUUACUGGUGUUUCAUGAUGAGGGUUCAAUUUAAAUAAUUUUUGUAUAUACGUGAUGAGGAAUAAGAAUCCAUGCACUGUCA
Molecule: messenger RNA, 971 nt
Organism: Halichondria panicea
Lineage: Eukaryota; Metazoa; Porifera; Demospongiae; Suberitida; Halichondriidae
Product: copper chaperone for superoxide dismutase-like
Exons: 6
Coding region: 99-839 (246 amino acids)
Biological process (GO): superoxide metabolic process
Molecular function (GO): copper ion binding; superoxide dismutase copper chaperone activity
Source: RefSeq, a predicted model, not a curated record